AGCUGGAUCACGCCGGGGAUGGUCGUGAGGAGUGGGAAAAAGUAGGGGUCCGGGCCCACAGGGCGAAAACGAGGAUCGUCACAUGGCAUUGGCGUUGCUCGCUUCCCCUCUUCUGGGAUGCUCUUUCCUGGUCUGAAUCUGAAUGCCCACAUCGUCGGCACCGAGGUCAACUGAUCUCAGGGUCUUCCUCCUUUCCUCUCGACCACGCUUACUUGCUUACCCACUCGCAUCAAUCCUGCCCUGCUCUGCAAGCUCUCCACUUCCAAGACCGAGCUCAACAGACCCGUUCCGCUGCCACUGUCCUCGACACCAUGAACGAAUGUGCAAAACGACGAGGAGCGAUUCAUUGGUCACUGGUGGCGUCUUGCCUGCACUAAUCCCUCUUCAUGUGGGUUUGUCUCAAGUGCCACACACUCACGUCCCGACUGGCCAUUCAGGCAUGUUGCUCCGAGACAUGACAAACUAUCAAGACAUAUCACAGGCCAGGGACGCACAAUGCGUCAAUGGCUCGCAGGUGCCGGUGGCUCCGACCGCUCGUGGUGGAGGCAUGCGAUGUGUCUCUCUGGUUGUCGAGAGCCCGUACUUUGUAUUCAGAACAGACGAAAAGCCAAUUACGCCAUCACACGUGUUUGCGAUUAGCAUCUUGAGAGUCAACAACGCCACGGCUAAGACGGGAAGACACCUGAAACGGCCAUUGUAUAUUAUGUUUUCGUAGUAAGAGGCCAGGGGCUCUACCUUGGUCUGCCAGGUCUGGGCUG
Microdochium trichocladiopsis is the source of this 758-nucleotide messenger RNA. RefSeq lists its product as uncharacterized. The record is from RefSeq and is a predicted model, not a curated record. Bases 143 to 715 code for a protein of 190 amino acids. The transcript has a single exon. Lineage: Eukaryota; Fungi; Ascomycota; Sordariomycetes; Xylariales; Microdochiaceae.